AUGACGGCUGGAUUCCUCUCUCUCCUCUUAUUUGGGCUGUGUGCUGGCCAAGACCUAAGAAGAGAUGAGUCACUUCCCAGGCCCUCCAUCCAGGCCUGGCCCAGCUGGAUGGUUCCUGCCACCAGUAAUGUGACACUGCGAUGCUCCACUCCUACUGGGGAGAUCAACUCCAGGGACGUAAAGUUUACCCUCAGAAAGAACAAUGCUUUGAAGAUCUCAUCUCCUGAUUCCCCAGAGGGCCUGGCAGAGUUUCACCUCACUGACCUAACAACCAGUGACGCUGGAGAGUACACCUGUAAAUAUAGGACAGGGAGCCCCACCAGAAGGUCACCGCCCAGUGACGUCCUUCUCCUACUGGUGACAGGAGAAUUACCUAAACCUUCCCUCCACGCCCACCACAGGGGUGAGGUGACUGCAGGAGAAAACGUGACUCUGCAGUGCCAGCAGCCCAGGAUUGUGAUUGAACCCCACAUGUUUGCUCUACUGAAGAAGGGAACCUCAACACCCAUAAUGGUCCAGGGUCCAGUAGGAAUGGAGACAGACUUCUCCCUUCCCGGUGUGACAGGCAGUGACACUGGGAACUACAGCUGUGUGUACUUCCAACCAACGGCUCCUUUCCAGGCCUCACAGCCCAGUGAUGAGCUCACGAUCUCGGUGGCAGAUUCUCCUGGUGCCACAUCAACAGACUACACCACGGGUAACCUCAUCCGGCUGGGGCUGUCUGCCUUCAUCGCGGUGCUCAUGGUGGCCUUCCUGGUGGAGGCCUGGUGGAGCCAGAGAGGGUGUCCCGGGUGUCCAGGUAA
This is a messenger RNA of Pipistrellus nathusii (Nathusius's pipistrelle), 803 nucleotides long. Lineage: Eukaryota; Metazoa; Chordata; Mammalia; Chiroptera; Vespertilionidae. The record is from the annotation of a GenBank genome assembly.